Molecule: messenger RNA, 2249 nt
Organism: Chiroxiphia lanceolata (lance-tailed manakin)
Lineage: Eukaryota; Metazoa; Chordata; Aves; Passeriformes; Pipridae
Gene: IL12RB2
Product: interleukin 12 receptor subunit beta 2
Exons: 16
Coding region: 3-2249 (748 amino acids)
Biological process (GO): cytokine-mediated signaling pathway
Cellular component (GO): signaling receptor complex; external side of plasma membrane; membrane
Molecular function (GO): cytokine receptor activity; cytokine binding
Source: RefSeq, a predicted model, not a curated record
AAAUGCCAUUUGCAUGGAUUGUGCUCUCAGCAAUUUGGCUGGUGAUGCAUUUCACAGCAGAAGCCUGCAGGAAAGGGAUCAUGACUUCCAGCAAAGCUCCCCAUGGCACUGAGGAAAUCUGUGACAAAGGGAGAAUGACAGCCAACACUGCCAGUGCCAUCCAGCCUGGGACCAACGUCACCCUGUCCUGCUACCUGGGAGACUUGCAGACACCUAAGUGCAGGAUAGGGAUUUUCCUUAACAACUCUGAACAAGUUAAAAAUUCUGGCCAUUCAGUAAGCAAAACAUUUCCAGUCAAUACCUAUGGCAGACACACCUUUACAUGCAAAAUGGUUUGUGGAGGAAGGAAAAAACUCAUUUGUGGAAUCGAUAUCAAGUGUGGAAAUCCUCCAGAUGAGCCAGGAAAUGUGUCAUGUAUCCAGAUCGGAACAGACAGCCACCCCGUCUGCACCUGGGAUAAGGGAAGGCUCACAUACCUUGACACCACGUAUGUGAUACAGCUCUCAAAUGGGACACAUGACUUGUGCUUUUCAGAAGAAAGUCUGAAUAAGACAUUUGGCUUGCUGGCUCUGAGAAAGUUGAAUUUUGACUCCAAUUACACCGUUGUGGUUUCUGCCUCCAAUAAGUUGGGAAGUGCUUCUUCACAGCCAUUCACCUUCACAUUAAUAGACAUAGUGAAGCCACAUCCUCCUGACUUUUUAGUGGAAUUUGACAGUUCUUCUGCGACCAACUGCACUCUUUUUUGGCACAAUGAAGCACAAGCACAGCACUGCAGGCUGAGAUACCGUCCCCUCACCAGGCACUCCUGGAGCACGGUUGAAAUCUUCAGCAGUGAACAAUACCACCUUCAUGGGCUGGAGCCUGACACAGCCUAUGAGUUCCAGGUCAGCUGUAAAAUUCACCCCGAGCGAGGGCUGUGGAGCGACUGGAAAAUGAACGAAGCCCGGACUCCAGAAGCAGAGCCGACCGGGAUCCCCGAUGUCUGGUACCGGCAGGAGCAGGACCUGGGCUCUCAGCAGCAGAACAUCUCACUCUUUUGGAAGGCUCUGAGCAAGUCAGAGGCAGGAGGAAGAAUCCUGGGGUACAGAGUGACCUUUGAAGCCCUGGACCAUCAGAACCCCCCCACAGAAUCCCACCAAACCACUCACACCAGCUACUCCAAAGUCACACCAAGGGUGGACUACAGGAUCACAGUCACUGCUCAGAACUCUCGGGGCAGGUCCCCCCCUGCAUCCAUCCUGACCAACCUGGGUAUCCAGGAUCUGCCACCUCCUCAGCAAGUCUCUGCCAUGGCCAUGGGGAACAGCAGCAUCCUGGUCAGCUGGAAACCACCCCUCAGAUCUGCUGUGCCCGUCGGUGGGUACGUGGUGGAGUGGGCAGAGACAGGGAGGAACCCACACCUGGAGCCCCAUCACACCUGGGCAAAGCUUCCCGUGUCCAACCUGUCCACAGUGAUAGCAGAGCACAUCAAAGAUAACAUGUGCUACCAGAUCCGUGUGUUUGCUCUCUACCAGGACAGAGCUGGACAGGCAGUGUCAGUCAGAGGAUACUCCACAGCACAAGCCCCAUCAGCUGGGCCCCAGAUGUUCACAAUCCCUUCGGCCACCGGCGUCUUGGUGUCAUGGGAGGAAAUCCCUGUUCCCCAGCAGAGGGGCUGCAUCACAGGGUACCACGUGUACCUGCAGAGGACGGACAGCCAGGGAGACCCUCAGGUCUAUGCCAUUCCCAAUGGGACGGCCCCGGGGUCCCUGUACAUCCCGGACCUGCAGCCAGGGGAGCUCUACGACCUGUGGGUGACAGGGUCCACUGUGGCCGGGGAGGGGCCGCCGGGCAACAGCGACCGGCUCCGCCUGGAAAGUGCCAGGGGCUGGGUGACUCCGGUGCUCACCUGCAGCUUCUUCAUCUUCUCAGCCUGUGCUUGUUUUGUGCCUCCAGCAAGAAAAGUGUUCCACUCGCUCCUCUCCGUGCUCCUGCCACAGUGGCAGAACAAAGCCAUUCCCGACCCAGCUAACGCCACGUGGGCCAAGAGCUUCAUGGCUACCAAGGCAGAGCUGAGCUCAUCCUCUAUCCUGUUCCCGCCCAGCACCGUCGGCUUUGAAGAGCCUGAACCAACCCCCGUGGAGGAAGCUUUCAUGCAGCCUGAUCCCCCGGCCCCUGGGGACAAACUGCUGGUGGGCAGCGCUGGCAGCAGGAGGCAUGGGGACUGGGCACAGGAGAGCUCAAUACAUCACCAACCCCGGCCCCACUGA